Messenger RNA from Salvia splendens (bonfire salvia), 1479 nucleotides. RefSeq names its product putative B3 domain-containing protein Os03g0619850. NCBI's taxonomy places the organism in Eukaryota, Viridiplantae, Streptophyta, Magnoliopsida, Lamiales, Lamiaceae. The coding region runs from base 573 to 1355 and encodes 260 amino acids. The record is from RefSeq and is a predicted model, not a curated record. The transcript is spliced from 5 exons. Gene Ontology annotation, molecular function: DNA binding.
CCAUCUUGAAGGCACGGUAACGAUGCUCGAAGAAUCGAAAUCGCUCAUACACAUCGCGGCACGUGUAGGAGAUCCCCGUAUCAGCCGUGAGAGCACCGGUUACAUGCUCUAGGAGAUCGUACGGCAUGACCGAACCAUCCCACUUACCUACGUUCUUCGAUUGUAUGAUGAGAGACAGCAUGAGAGAGUCAAUUUCAGAGGUCCAUUUUGACUUGUAGAAGAACACAUCCUGACUAGGAAUUUUGUCCACCAUUUUUUUUGAAUAAGCUAUGUGUCGAAUGAGGAAUUGUCUGAUAAUGUUCCAUAUUAAAUAGUGGGGCAUGAGGGAAUACUGUGGUACAUAGAGUUGUCAUUCAUUGAUCAAAUCACCCUCUUUUCUUGGCUUUUAUCAGCCAUGCGAGAAUCAUAUUGUAGCCUUUACUGGUUGUCCUGGAGCUCUUUUUCCAUAUUCUCAAGUCAUGUGAAACCCUAUAUAAUAUGUAGGAGAACGCCUAUAUAGGAUACACUGGUGAAUUGGGAGGUAAAUAGCAGGCCCUGUGUGCGUCGGUGCCCUCAUGAGCGGUCCGAAAUAGAUGACUACACUUCCCGUGAACGAGUAUCCAACGCAUUUGAAACCCUCAUUUUCGAAGAUAAUUUGCCAUAGUGAUGGCUACUUUCGUUUGAGGUUUCCCCAACCGUGGUUUGAUAUGUACGGAGCUGAUAUUCCUGCUGUGUGUAAUCUACAAAUGCCAAAUGGCAUAACAUCGACAGUUGGGAUAACAAAAAUCGGCCAAGAAGCUUACCUCGAAGACAAUUGGCGUAAUUUCUGUCACAGCCACACUGUCGAGAUAGGGGACACCUUAUUCUUCAGCCAUCACGGGGGCCCUCAUCUCAAAAUUCUUAGGUUUAAGUGGAACGGAUGCAUGCCGGAUAGCGACAUAAUUGGUACUGGGCAUGCACCAGGGUUGACUGGAAUCAGACGUAAUUACCCGUCGGGCGGUGAGAGCGAUGACAGUGAACCUGCAGAGGGGUUGAGUGGAAACCGGGGUUCCUAUCCGUCAGAUACGGAGAGCGAAUACGGUGAUCCAGAUGCAUUCACAUGUGUGUUGAUAGCAUCUAACUUCGAGCGUGGUUUGAUAUUACCCACCAUAUGGUGGAAGACACACAUUGAGGACAAGGAUAGUAUUGAAGAAUUCACAUUUUGGGUUGAUGAUUAUCCUUGGACAAUGUUUGUGACAAUCGAAGCUGAAAAUGUUUGGAUUAGUAGUGGCUGGGAGACAUUUGCCCGUGCAAAUGAGCUUUCUGUUGGGACUGUGUGUAGGUUCGAUCUGCUUCCCUGGCCGGCAAAAACUUUCCACGUCACUUUCUCGAGGUAGUCGUUCAUGCCGUUGAUACGCUCAUGGAAAAAAUGGAAAUCACUUUGGCCACAGAGUUAAUUGUUAGUCUUUACUUAAAAUAUGUAUUUCCUGCUUCUUAAUAAAAUUUAUCGGCUUGUUAGAA